GUUCUUGGCAACUGGAGAUUCGUACCAGACGAUAGCCUUCAGUUUUCGAUUAGGCCAUUCGACUGUGCAAGGAAUUGUCAUCGAAGUAUGUAAUGCAAUUAUCUUAAAACUAAAAGAAGAAUGCAUCAAAACUCCUCAAAAAGAAGAUUGGGAGCGAAUAGCAAAUGAGUUCUGGGAAAUUUGGAAUUUUCCCAAUUGCAUUGGUGCUUUGGACGGAAAGCACGUUGUGAUUGAAGCCCCUCCAAACACUGGCUCAUUAUACUAUAAUUAUAAAAAAACGUUUUCGAUUGUUCUUCUAGCAUUAGUUGACGCCCAAUAUAAAUUUACCGUUGUUGAUAUUGGUGCGUUUGGAAAAAAUAGUGAUGGAGGUAUUCUAUCACAUUCAAAUUUUGGAAAAGCUCUUGAAAAAAAUAAACUUCACAUUCCAAAUAAUCGAGCAUUACCGGGUACAAAUGAAAAGUUACCAUAUGUUAUUAUAGGUGACGAAGCUUUUCCAUUAAAGAAUUAUUUACUAAGACCAUAUCCAGGACCUCAAAUGUACAGCGAUGUAAAAAAAAAAAUAUUUAAUGAACGACUAUCAAGAGCUAGAAAAGUAGUUGAAGACGCCUUUGGUCAAUUGACAGCUAAAUUUCGUAUAUAUUGCAGACGAUUAAAAUCGUUACCAGAAAAUGCAGAUAAAAUAGUAAUGACCACAUGCAUUUUACAUAAUUAUAUUAAACAAGACAGUAGUGAAAUUCAUACCAGCGAAGUAGCCGAUACAACAUCAUUGGGUAAUUUAUCGUCAUUUCCAAGACAAGGAGGUAGUGCUCAAAGGCAAGCGUUUCAAUAUCGUGAUCAGUUUAAGGACUUUUUUAACUCUCCAGCGGGAAAAUUACCAUGGGAGUAG
Acyrthosiphon pisum (pea aphid) is the source of this 886-nucleotide messenger RNA. RefSeq names its product protein ALP1-like. The record is from RefSeq and is a predicted model, not a curated record. The annotation marks the transcript as partial. The transcript has a single exon. NCBI's taxonomy places the organism in Eukaryota, Metazoa, Arthropoda, Insecta, Hemiptera, Aphididae.